Molecule: messenger RNA, 1827 nt
Organism: Yarrowia lipolytica CLIB122
Lineage: Eukaryota; Fungi; Ascomycota; Dipodascomycetes; Dipodascales
Biological process (GO): regulation of Ras protein signal transduction; mitotic spindle orientation checkpoint signaling
Cellular component (GO): SIN/MEN two-component GAP complex; mitotic spindle pole body
Molecular function (GO): GTPase activator activity
Source: RefSeq, a predicted model, not a curated record
AUGGAGAACUGGGACGACGAUUUCGGCGAUGAGGCAGACCUCGUGCUGCGCGCGUCUACCUCAACGGUCUCCUCUUCCGAAGACAACGAUUUUGGUGGUCUGAUACACAAACUGGGCUCCAACGCGACUUCAACCACCAAGUCGCCGAUAAAACGACCUGUCACGAAUAUGAAGAACUUUCGCAGUCUGGAUGACAUGCCGGACUUUACGACAUUACAAACAGUUCUUUCCGACGACGAUUUAGAAGGAUUUGACGACUUUCCCACUAUCAAGGGCAAACCGCUGACGUUGAAACCACAGAUAAGCAUACAGAAAUCCAAUAAAACGACACAAGGGAAGCACCAGUCGCGAGACACUGAUUGGGGAGACGACUUUGAAGAUGGAUUUGAUCUCCCUACAGACUUUACCCCUCUUUCCGUUCGCAAAAAGACAAUUUACCCCAGUGGCUUGGACGUUCCUGAGCCCGUGACGCCUACACGUUCUCCAUCAAAGGGCCGCGAAUCGCCCUCUACGUCGAUAUUCUCACCCGCUUCUUCCCACUACUCUGAGACAGACGCGCCGGAAGGCGACAUGUGCGAGGGUUUCGAUUUGCCCAACCUAGACAAUAUCGACCUUGGCAAGGUGUUGGAGGAACGCCAGAGAGUCGCCGAGGCGGAAGCAGAAGCCGAGGCAGCUCAGUGGCAGCAAAAACCAGCCCAAGAUGACUUCUUUGACGGAAUAGAGCUCAACGACGACUCUUUCGUGAAUGUCAAGUCCACUGUCAACAAGAACAUCUUGAAGAACGGAAAGUCCGUGGGUAAGCUUCAAAAGCGGAGGGCAAGUCAGAACACCUCCGGCUCGACAAUGCGUGGCCUAUCUCACAUGCCAUCUUUGCCGUCGUUGAAACCAGCUUUAAGAGUCAACCCGAGUCCAAAGCUAGCAUCCAACACUAGACAAAUCCGACCGGCGCAGUCCAUGGUGAACAUUCGAGACCGUCGCAAACAGGACACAGUCAAGGUGGACUCGUUGGAGAGUCUUCGCAAGUACAACACUGUGAAGACGUUGAGUCGACCCAAAUCGCGAAUCCAGUUCGAUGGGUUUGAGCUUGAUGAUCUGGAUGAUCUGGAUGUGGCACGAGAUGCCCCACGCGACUUUGGCACAGUUACACGCGACUCCGUGAAGCCUUUGGAGGCCUACCGCGAAAGCACUGUGCGGAAUCCGACAUAUGCAUCCAUGCUCAAGGCAAAGGGCCCUACGUCCCGUGAGAGCGGAGGGUCGCGUGAUGGGACAAUCAAAGCCCGUGACCUGGGCGGUGCUGGACCACGCGAUGGAGGUGGAACGGUCAGAGUGCGUGAACCCCGGUUCCGGGCCAAACGUGGCCUCAUUCGGCCGCUAGGAACUCACUUCACACCCCCGACUAACUCUUCCAUGUCGUUCAACCCUACAACGAUGUUGUGGGAAGGUAAUGACGUCGAUCUGAAGCGAUUUGAGUCGGCUAAACCUGCUCUUCUUGCAUUCAAGUCGACUAAGGGCGCACAGGUUGUUGGAAAUAUGUAUUUUGACCCCGUCAAGCUGUGCUGGAAAAGCAUGGAGGUGGAUAUUGACGAGCUUGAGGGAUUGGAAGACCUGGAGGAGGAGCCCACUUCCAUUGGUUUUGGAGGACGGGGUUUCAGUGGAGCAGCUGACGGGCAUGAGUUUGAUCUUUCUGAUGAGUUUGUGUCAAAGUUGAAACAUCAGGAGGAGAGAUGGAACAGGAAAACAGCUGGGUGGUUCGAAGUGGGAGCCAAGUUCGAUAGAGACUAUUUGUGGGAUCUACGAAAGUUGAUCACCAAUACCGCAAAGAAGUGA